CCCAAAUAUAAAUCGACAUUUUGUACAGGUUUACAGAAAAUAUACUCCAAAAUUCAGCCGGUUUCAAGUUUCAAAAGAAUUUUAUGGCUACGCUGAGCCAGAAGCGUCAACAAAUGAUAUUAUUAAUCCAGUAAAUUUAGCUUCACUGUCCACUAUGUAUGCAACAUCUCAAGAAACUACCCCUCAGUUAUCAUUUUUAAAUGAUAAUGAGUCGUUUAUUGAAGAAAUGUACGAGGAUAAUGUAUUAAAUAACAAUCUUGGUGUACCGUUAACCGUUGUUGUAACAAAGACGGACUUAAUGAAGAUAAUGAUCAAAGAAAAUCAAUAUUCAGAAGAACAUUUUGAUUUUAUACAAAUGCAUAUACGACGAUUUUGUCUUUCGUAUGGAGCAGCAUUAUUUUAUGUGUCAGUGAAAGAAGAUAAAAACUGUGAUUUACUAAAUCGUUACAUUCGGCAUCGUAUUUAUGGGUUUCCUUUUAGUCAAAGUGCAUAUAUAGUAGAAGGAGAUUGUAUUUUCAUUCCAGCAGGUUGGGAUAAUCAUAAAAAGAUUAAUAUCCUAGGUGAUAAUUUAACAAAAAUCAAUGCACAGCAUCCUUUUUCUACCGUUAUCCCAAGACCAGUACCACGUAAAGCAAUUCACAGAGAACCAGAGAUAAUGGCCAUUGAUGAACAGGCUUUUCUCCUUCGACUUUCAACAAUCAAAGAAAACGAGAACAUAGAUCCUAACAUGCUAAAAGAAUUCUUAGGCUCUGGGGGUUUACCGUCCAAUUCAAAACAGCCUGCAAAUAGUUUUAAAAUUGGGUCAGGUGCUAAAACCAUGGAUGAUAACAGUCGUUUACCGGUCAGUCCAACCCCUAUAUUUCGUACAAAAAUUUCUCCAGUAGGUCCAACAAAUAAUUUAACUAGCACUCCUAUACAAGGUACUUCAGAUGGCGUACUAGCUGAUUUCUUUUCAAAUCUGCUUAAAAAGCGACCAGUUGUAAAUAACACUACUGGAGAAACGUCUACUGAGCCUCAGCUUCAACGUACAUCACUAUCAUCAGACCAAAAAGACAAACAACAAGACAACAUGGAUACAAGUGUAAAAUGUUCAAGGAACAGCAUAGAUCAAGAUGGGGAAAAACUUUUCACUAUUGGGAUUACAGAAAAACACACAGAGUACGCGAAAGUGGAAACAGAUUUUAACGACAUUACCAAACAAAACGAAUACACGGAGACUGAUCAUGAAAAAGUGAAAAACGAGAGUGACGAGACAACAAAUAAUGCGUCAGGAAAACUAGAAAAAGAUGAACCCCAAAAGAAGCAACAAUAUGAGAUAACAAAAGGGAAAAAAACAAAAACAAUGGAAGAAAAUAAUGGACGCGAAGAGUCCGAAAAAUUAGUAAGGUACAAUGAAAAUAUACAGUCAAAAAGUGAAAAUAUAAAUAGCGAGAUACACGAGACGAGUAAUCAGGAUCUACAAACUCAAAACAAAACUCCCACUGAACUCAGAGAAAAAAUUGGUGAAGUGGAUAGUUCACAAAAAUUCGACGCUCCUUUGGUCGCCUGUAUGAAUGCGUCGAAGGCACACUUAGAUCCAAUGACUGAUCAACCACCUGUUGUCGAGUUGUCACAAACAUCAGAUAAUCUGACUGACCACAUUGACACAGAGCAUCUAAACAACCAACUCCACACCUCUCCUGACAACACAAAUCCCACUGAUCUCAACGACGAAAUCAAUGAAGUGGACAGUGCACCGAACUCCGAGUCGACAAUUGUUCCGAGUCACAUAUCUCCAUUGUUAGGACACACCUCGGAAACCAGUAUCACUACAAUUCGCAGUGACACGAUGACUGAAGGUCGUUCUGACGAGAACCACGAACUACCUGAGACUAGUCAUCAGGACCUCCAAAAUCAAAACAAAACUCCCACUGAACUCAGAGAAAAAAUUGGUGAAGUGGAUAGUUCACAAAAAUUCGACGCUCCUUUGGUCGCCUGUAUGAAUGCGUCGAAGGCACACUUAGAUCCAAUGACUGAUCAACCACCUGUUGUCGAGUUGUCACAAACAUCAGAUAAUCUGACUGACCACAUUGACACAGAGCAUCUAAACAACCAACUCCACACCUCUCCUGACAACACAAAUCCCACUGAUCUCAACGACGAAAUCAAUGAAGUGGACAGUGCACCGAACUCCGAGUCGACAAUUGUUCCGAGUCACAUAUCUCCAUUGUUAGGACACACCUCGGGAACCAGUAUCACUACAAUUCGCAGUGACACGAUGACUGAAGGUCGUUCUGACGAGAAUCACGAACUACCUGAGACUAGUCAUCAGGACCUCCAAAAUCAAAACAAAACUCCCACUGAACUCAGAGAAAAAAUUGGUGAAGUGGAUAGUUCACAAAAAUUCGACGCUCCUUUGGUCGCCUGUAUGAAUGCGUCGAAGGCACACUUAGAUCCAAUGACUGAUCAACCACCUGUUGUCGAGUUGUCACAAACAUCAGAUAAUCUGACUGACCACAUUGACACAGAGCAUCUAAACAACCAACUCCACACCUCUCCUGACAACACAAAUCCCACUGAUCUCAACGACGAAAUCAAUGAAGUGGACAGUGCACCGAACUCCGAGUCGACAAUUGUUCCGAGUCACAUAUCUCCAUUGUUAGGACACACCUCGGGAACCAGUAUCACUACAAUUCGCAGUGACACGAUGACUGAAGGUCGUUCUGACGAGAAUCACGAACUACCUGAGACUAGUCAUCAGGACCUCCAAAAUCAAAACAAAACUCCCACUGAACUCAGAGAAAAAAUUGGUGAAGUGGAUAGUUCACAAAAAUUCGACGCUCCUUUGGUCGCCUGUAUGAAUGCGUCGAAGGCACACUUAGAUCCAAUGACUGAUCAACCACCUGUUGUCGAGUUGUCACAAACAUCAGAUAAUCUGACUGACCACAUUGACACAGAGCAUCUAAACAACCAACUCCACACCUCUCCUGACAACACAAAUCCCACUGAUCUCAACGACGAAAUCAAUGAAGUGGACAGUGCACCGAACUCCGAGUCGACAAUUGUUCCGAGUCACAUAUCUCCAUUGUUAGGACACACCUCGGGAACCAGUAUCACUACAAUUCGCAGUGACACGAUGACUGAAGGUCGUUCUGACGAGAAUCACGAACUACCUGAGACUAGUCAUCAGGACCUCCAAAAUCAAAACAAAACUCCCACUGAACUCAGAGAAAAAAUUGGUGAAGUGGAUAGUUCACAAAAAUUCGACGCUCCUUUGGUCGCCUGUAUGAAUGCGUCGAAGGCACACUUAGAUCCAAUGACUGAUCAACCACCUGUUGUCGAGUUGUCACAAACAUCAGAUAAUCUGACUGACCACAUUGACACAGAGCAUCUAAACAACCAACUCCACACCUCUCCUGACAACACAAAUCCCACUGAUCUCAACGACGAAAUCAAUGAAGUGGACAGUGCACCGAACUCCGAGUCGACAAUUGUUCCGAGUCACAUAUCUCCAUUGUUAGGACACACCUCGGGAACCAGUAUCACUACAAUUCGCAGUGACACGAUGACUGAAGGUCGUUCUGACGAGAAUCACGAACUACCUGAGACUAGUCAUCAGGACCUCCAAAAUCAAAACAAAACUCCCACUGAACUCAGAGAAAAAAUUGGUGAAGUGGAUAGUUCACAAAAAUUCGACGCUCCUUUGGUCGCCUGUAUGAAUGCGUCGAAGGCACACUUAGAUCCAAUGACUGAUCAACCACCUGUUGUCGAGUUGUCACAAACAUCAGAUAAUCUGACUGACCACAUUGACACAGAGCAUCUAAACAACCAACUCCACACCUCUCCUGACAACACAAAUCCCACUGAUCUCAACGACGAAAUCAAUGAAGUGGACAGUGCACCGAACUCCGAGUCGACAAUUGUUCCGAGUCACAUAUCUCCAUUGUUAGGACACACCUCGGGAACCAGUAUCACUACAAUUCGCAGUGACACGAUGACUGAAGGUCGUUCUGACGAGAAUCACGAACUACCUGAGACUAGUCAUCAGGACCUCCAAAAUCAAAACAAAACUCCCACUGAACUCAGAGAAAAAAUUGGUGAAGUGGAUAGUUCACAAAAAUUCGACGCUCCUUUGGUCGCCUGUAUGAAUGCGUCGAAGGCACACUUAGAUCCAAUGACUGAUCAACCACCUGUUGUCGAGUUGUCACAAACAUCAGAUAAUCUGACUGACCACAUUGACACAGAGCAUCUAAACAACCAACUCCACACCUCUCCUGACAACACAAAUCCCACUGAUCUCAACGACGAAAUCAAUGAAGUGGACAGUGCACCGAACUCCGAGUCGACAAUUGUUCCGAGUCACAUAUCUCCAUUGUUAGGACACACCUCGGGAACCAGUAUCACUACAAUUCGCAGUGACACGAUGACUGAAGGUCGUUCUGACGAGAAUCACGAACUACCUGAGACUAGUCAUCAGGACCUCCAAAAUCAAAACAAAACUCCCACUGAACUCAGAGAAAAAAUUGGUGAAGUGGAUAGUUCACAAAAAUUCGACGCUCCUUUGGUCGCCUGUAUGAAUGCGUCGAAGGCACACUUAGAUCCAAUGACUGAUCAACCACCUGUUGUCGAGUUGUCACAAACAUCAGAUAAUCUGACUGACCACAUUGACACAGAGCAUCUAAACAACCAACUCCACACCUCUCCUGACAACACAAAUCCCACUGAUCUCAACGACGAAAUCAAUGAAGUGGACAGUGCACCGAACUCCGAGUCGACAAUUGUUCCGAGUCACAUAUCUCCAUUGUUAGGACACACCUCGGGAACCAGUAUCACUACAAUUCGCAGUGACACGAUGACUGAAGGUCGUUCUGACGAGAAUCACGAACUACCUGAGACUAGUCAUCAGGACCUCCAAAAUCAAAACAAAACUCCCACUGAACUCAGAGAAAAAAUUGGUGAAGUGGAUAGUUCACAAAAAUUCGACGCUCCUUUGGUCGCCUGUAUGAAUGCGUCGAAGGCACACUUAGAUCCAAUGACUGAUCAACCACCUGUUGUCGAGUUGUCACAAACAUCAGAUAAUCUGACUGACCACAUUGACACAGAGCAUCUAAACAACCAACUCCACACCUCUCCUGACAACACAAAUCCCACUGAUCUCAACGACGAAAUCAAUGAAGUGGACAGUGCACCGAACUCCGAGUCGACAAUUGUUCCGAGUCACAUAUCUCCAUUGUUAGGACACACCUCGGAAACCAGUAUCACUACAAUUCGCAGUGACACGAUGACUGAAGGUCGUUCUGACGAGAAUCACGAACUACCUGAGACUAGUCAUCAGGACCUCCAAAAUCAAAACAAAACUCCCACUGAACUCAGAGAAAAAAUUGGUGAAGUGGAUAGUUCACAAAAAUUCGACGCUCCUUUGGUCGCCUGUAUGAAUGCGUCGAAGGCACACUUAGAUCCAAUGACUGAUCAACCACCUGUUGUCGAGUUGUCACAAACAUCAGAUAAUCUGACUGACCACAUUGACACAGAGCAUCUAAACAACCAACUCCACACCUCUCCUGACAACACAAAUCCCACUGAUCUCAACGACGAAAUCAAUGAAGUGGACAGUGCACCGAACUCCGAGUCGACAAUUGUUCCGAGUCACAUAUCUCCAUUGUUAGGAACUACCUCAGACAUGUUAAACAGUUUAUUACCUGAUAUUAAUACCUCGUACGUUGGUCUUUCUGCCAUUCUAGCUAACGAAAAUAAUGUGGCUGUUUUACCUGAUAUGGCUAUAUCGGGAUCUGAUUCUACAUCCAUUGUUCUUGCUGAUGCAGGAUAUUCCCAAAAUAUAUCGUCAAAUGGUAAUUCGAUUUUGUCUGAGGAUUGUUCGAUAACUGUUACUUCACCGACAAAUGAAGUAACUACAUCUCGUGCUCCUUCAGUGAUCAAUUCACCACUCUCCAUUCAAAAGUCCCUAGAAAGUAUAAAAGUUCAUUCGCGUUUGAAACCGUCGUCUUAUACGAACACCACAAUUCAGAAGAACAAAUCUUUACCGCCAAGCCCUAAACUAUUACAAAAACCAACAGUUAAACAAUACAUAAGUGGUUCACAAAGGUCACCUACAAUGACUGGACCGAAUUUUGGACAGACAAAUAUUUUAACGAAUACUAAAACAAAGUAUGCAAGUUCAACAAGUGCGAAUGCAUCACCUAAUCUUAUCAGAAAACCAUUAUCUUCCUUGUCAAAGAACACUGAUAGUAAAAAGUAG
Schistosoma curassoni is the source of this 6235-nucleotide messenger RNA. The record is from the annotation of a GenBank genome assembly. NCBI's taxonomy places the organism in Eukaryota, Metazoa, Platyhelminthes, Trematoda, Strigeidida, Schistosomatidae.